AUGCGUACGCGCGACUGUCUUCGCUAUUUUUCAAGAUUUGAUACUGUCGCUAGCGUCAUCUUUUGCCACAGUGUGUGCUGCAGGAACGGCAGUUCAAGGCGAAUAAUGAAUAAAAUACGGUUGCUCUUUUCGAGACAUAUCGGCGUUGUUGCGCCGGCUAGUUGGGCCAAUUGUCGCUGGACUGUUUCAGCCACCACAGGCAGCCAUGCCUCAGUCCCGCAGAAACCAGCGCCUGUAGAAGCCUGGUGUCUUUUCAGUUACUGGUCCGGCUCGACCCAGGUAAAAUUGCGAUGGUGGGAGUGGAACCAUCACUGGACGUUCUGGGCUAAUUUCGGCAUGCUGCGUGACUGGCGGAGAAGAAAUCGGGCUAAGGACGAGGCACCGACGCGACUUCGCUUAAAAGCUUUGUGCUAUAGUCACAUUCUCCCUACCGCUUUCAGGGUAAGCCUCAGUAUAGUAUGGGAAUCGUCCGCCAAACAUUCGAAAUUCUUGAAAAACAUGUGUCAGUACACCGGCAGACGGCGUGGUAAAGUUACGCGGUAUCGAAUGUCAAGACUUGUAUUCAGAGAAAAGGCUGACCAUGGAAAAGUAUCCGGGGUGAUUCGCGCCAAGUGGGGUUAA
Soboliphyme baturini is the source of this 621-nucleotide messenger RNA. The record is from the annotation of a GenBank genome assembly. NCBI's taxonomy places the organism in Eukaryota, Metazoa, Nematoda, Enoplea, Dioctophymatida, Soboliphymatidae.